AUGAGAUUGAAACUUCGAAAUAAAGAUAAUGUUAUAAUUAUCGCAACUUUGAAUGAAAAUUCUUUGUUCAAAGAAUUAACUGAAACAAUAAGUAACCUAACAGGAAUCCCACCUUUACAUCAAGAAUUAAAAGUAGGAUAUCCGCCAAAAGUAUGUAAAGCUAACGAUAACGAUACUAUAGCUUCAACCGGAAUACAGAAUGGGGAUACCAUUAUCCUUACUGAAUUGUCUCUGGCAGAAGUAUUAAAUAUUGAACAAAGUACUCCAACAGUAUCAGCGACUGUUCCGUCUACUAAUAUACCCACACCUACGUCAAGUUCAAAUGAUAUUAUAUCAGUUCCUACGGAAAAUGGUUUCGUUGUUUUAAGGGAAAUGGCUGACGAUAAUUCGUGUCUGUUUCGUGCAAUUGUUGUUAUUGAUCAUAUAAAAAGAAAUCCUGAAAAUUAUUCGGAUGUAUUUUUGGGAAGACCAAGAGAAGAAUAUUGCUCUUGGAUUUCACAAAAAAAUAGUUGGGGAGGUGCAAUUGAACUUUCUAUUUUUGCAAAUCACUACAAAGCUGAAAUUCGUAGUGUUGAUGUAGGGAGUGGAAGGAUCGAUCGAUAUGGUCAAGGGCAAUAUGAUCAAUGCGUAUUUGUUAUUUACAGUGGCAUUCAUUAUGAUGCUAUUGCUUUAACUCCAAUACUCGAUGCAAGUCAAGAAUAUGAUCAAACGAUUUUUAGUACAACAGAUGAUGUAAUUCUAAAAGCAUCAUUAGGUGUUGCUGGUAAAAUGAAACAAUUACACAAGUAUACAUAUACAUCUGAAUUUACCUUAAGAUGUGGUCAAUGUAAACAAGGAUUAAAAGGAGAUCAAGAAGCUAUACAACAUGCUAAGCUAACAG
Messenger RNA from Funneliformis caledonium, 880 nucleotides. NCBI's taxonomy places the organism in Eukaryota, Fungi, Glomeromycota, Glomeromycetes, Glomerales, Glomeraceae. The record is from the annotation of a GenBank genome assembly.